AACCCUCCUUGUCCCCUGCUAACGCACCCCAUUGUCCCCACAGGCACUCCCGGCCACAAGUGUGGCAGCACGAAGCACCGCAUCAUCUCCCCCAAAGUGGAGCGUGGGGGCGGGGGGAGCACACCGGGGGACCCCCCCAAACCCGCCCCCUCCUCUCCUGACACCACGCAGCCCUCUCCGGGUUUGGGGGUGGGCGCAGCACCCCCCGAAGGGCCCCGAGCCCCCCCGUUCCCACCCGCAGGGGGGCUGCCGCUGUUGGUGGUGGCCAAUUUGGGUGGGGGGGCGGCACCGGGGGGACCCGAGCAGCCUCUGGGGCUGACCCCCAGCCAGCACUUGGUGACCCCCGAGGGGACCUGUCCCACCGCGCCGCCCCCCGCCGCUGCCUUCGACCCCGACUGCUUCCUCAACAGCCCCCGCCGAGGGCAGACCUACGGCUGCGAGGCUGAGGCCCCUCCCGGCGCGCCCCCCCCGCCACCAACCGCACCCCCAAAACCGGGGGGUGACGAGGAGGAGGAGGAAGAGGAGGGAAAACAGGGCACAGUCUCCCAGGACCCCCUUUGCGAACUCAGCGCUGCUCCCCCUCCCCAGCAUCCCUUCCCUCUCCCCUUCCCCGAACUGCUGGCAGGGGACACCGGGGUCCCCCCAAACUCACGAGAGCCCCCACACACUCCCCAUCUCCCCUCUUCACCCCCGGACCCCCCCAGCGAUCCCCCCGUGGCCAUCACGGAUUUCUCCCCGGAGUGGUCCUACCCUGAGGGCGGGGUGAAGGUUCUGAUCACCGGCCCGUGGGGUGACCCCGGUGUUUACUCCUGUCUGUUUGACCGCACCUCGGUUCCGGCCGCGCUGGUCCAGCCGGGCGUCCUGCGCUGCUACUGCCCCCCCCACGAGGCCGGUGUGGCCGCCCUGCGUGUGGCCUGUCCCCCCCGGCUGCUGUCGGCCGCGGCUCCGUUCGAGUACCGGGCACGGGGGGCGGCGCGGGGCCCKCCCGGGGCACAGCUGGACUGGCUGGCACUGGACGAGGCGCAGUUCCGUCUGUCCAUCCUGGAGCGCCUGGAGCAGCUGGAGGCUCGUCUGGGGGCCCUUCCCCCACCCGCACCCCUUCCCCCGCUGCGGGGGACCCCCUCUGAAACCCCCCCGGAGCAGGUGAGGGCUCCCCCUCUCCCCACUCCCCGCACCGUGUCCCCCGUGUCCCCAGGGCUGAGCACCGCCAGCAGUUUGUCGUCCCCUUCGGGGCUCUCGGARGGUCCUGGCUCUGUCCCGCUGCCCCCGAGCCUCCCCGGCCCCUCCGAGGAUGAGAACUGGGGGGUGGCAGURCCCCCCAGCUCCCCUGAGGACGCCCCACCCUCCGACACCCUGCAGGCCGAGGUGGUGACAUUGGCACGACAGAUCAUCGAGGCCACCCCUGAGCGCAUCAAGCAGGAGGCACCGGGGGGACCGCUGGGGACAUUGGGGGCGCUGGCAGCAGCMGGGGGGACCUUGGGGACACCGGGGCCAGCCGGGCCAGCGGGGUUCGGUGCCGCCAUGGCCUGGCUGGCCACGUACCUGGAGAGCGUYGACCGUCCCCCCGCGGCCCCCCAAAGGUACUCCCGGGGUUGGGGGGCUGUCCGGGGCACCCCCAAAUCGCUGGGAGGGUCAGCCCAAUCCUGCAGCACCCCGGGAUGUUUUUGGGGGUUCUCUCAUUGGGAGGGACCCCCCACAGGUACUCCCGGGGUUGGGGGGCUGUCCGGGGCACCCCCAAAUCGAUGGGAGGGUCAGCCACAUCCUGCAUUUGAGGGUGCCAUGAUAUUGGGGUCCCAGUCUGACACGCCGCUGUCCCCGCAGUUCGCCCUGUUCCAGCGGAUGACGCAGGCCGCCAUCCUGAUCCAGAGCAAGUUCCGAAGUUACGCGGAGCAGAAGCGCUUCCAGCGGCGCCGACGCGCGGCCGUGCUCAUCCAGCAGCGCUUCCGCAGCCUCCGCCAGCACCGAAGCACCUUCCUCACCCUCAAGCAGGACCAGGCAGCCCGGAAGAUCAUGAGGUUCCUGCGGCGCUGCCGCCAUCGGAUGGAGGAGCUGAAGCAGAACAAGGAGGUGGACAGUUUACAGACGCGGGGCCUGGCUUCGUGACCCCUCCCACGGGGGAUCCAGGCGUUGGGGGACCGAGGCAYGGGGGCCUCCCCUCCCUGACCCCCCCAGGCCUUUGGCAUGUCCGGGUCUCCCCGGAGGACUCGUGGGGAGGGGAAGAAGGGGGAAGAGCCACCCACGCCCC
Messenger RNA from Malurus melanocephalus (red-backed fairy wren), 2245 nucleotides. Its product is annotated as calmodulin-binding transcription activator 2-like. The annotation marks the transcript as partial. Gene Ontology annotation, molecular function: transcription coregulator activity; protein binding; double-stranded DNA binding. Gene Ontology annotation, biological process: regulation of transcription by RNA polymerase II. Gene Ontology annotation, cellular component: nucleus. Lineage: Eukaryota; Metazoa; Chordata; Aves; Passeriformes; Maluridae. The transcript is spliced from 9 exons. The record is from RefSeq and is a predicted model, not a curated record.